This is a messenger RNA of Mizuhopecten yessoensis (Yesso scallop), 912 nucleotides long. RefSeq names its product tolloid-like protein 1. The record is from RefSeq and is a predicted model, not a curated record. Lineage: Eukaryota; Metazoa; Mollusca; Bivalvia; Pectinida; Pectinidae. Bases 52 to 912 code for a protein of 286 amino acids. Gene Ontology annotation, molecular function: metalloendopeptidase activity. The transcript is spliced from 9 exons. Gene Ontology annotation, biological process: proteolysis.
UCGGAUUUAGAUCAUUAACAGGUGUAUCGGACCCAAGUGAAAGGGACAAAGAUGUCGGUUGUCCGAGUUCUCUGUUUCGUUGCAGUCUUGCAUUGUAUGUCUGCAUUUGUCCUCCAGAGCGAUGGUGAAAAGGUAAAUCAAGAAAAAAAUGACAUCAAGAGAAUAAUAGAGCUUUUGCGGAAAGAAAAUCUCCAAAAAUUAGCCGAUACCCAUAUUGAUGAACUCCGCAGUACACUUAGAAAUGUGGAGGAAGAUGAAGAACCGGAACAAUUCAAAGAAUUGGACAUUGCCGAGGAGGAAGAGAUGGAGAAUUCCCUGAGCUUGUUUGAGAACUCGGAAACCAGAGGAUUUCUUGAAAAAAAUCUUAACAACAAAAAAAGUGACCAAGAGGAAUCGCAGGGAAAGGAGGAAAAAGAAUUGGAAGAAGCUGAAGACCUACAAGGAAGAUCUUUGUUGGACACAGAUGGUGGACAUGGGGCGGAGAUUGAUGGAAAAGUUGAACCUGAAGAUAACCCUGAACUGUUUUCACUGCUGAACAGCUUUUUGGACGAGAAGAACGGAGUUAAAGAACAGGGUGCUGGAUUGAACCAAGCUUACAAAGCACAGAAGGAUGGAAUGGACUCCCACAGGCUGACACAUGAGCAGAAAGUAGAAUUAGGCUUAGAGUCUGAAAAUCCAGGCAAGGAAAAGAGAAAUUUUAUCACUAACACGAACGUUUUUUGGCCCAAUGGCAUUGUACCAUACGAAAUCAGCAGUGAUUUCUCAAGUGCCGAGAAAACAGUUAUCGAAACAGCAAUAGCAGAAAUGGCAACCAAGACCUGCGUCCAAUUUUUACCCAAGGCUCAAACUGAUUCAAAUGUACUAGGACAUGAUUCUUACAUAAGUUUUUUCAGUGAGAGAACAGCAUUGUGA